Molecule: messenger RNA, 276 nt
Organism: Trichomonas vaginalis G3
Lineage: Eukaryota; Parabasalia; Trichomonadida; Trichomonadidae
Product: keratin-associated protein family
Exons: 1
Coding region: 1-276 (91 amino acids)
Source: RefSeq, a predicted model, not a curated record
AUGAACUCAACAAAUCCAGAAACAGUUCUGGGUUUUGGUACGUGGGAACAGAUUGUAGAUAAAUUCCUCUAUUGUGCGAACUCUUCAAAGCAAACAGGUGGUUCGAAGAAAAUUAAAGAAGCAAACCUUCCACCGCACACUCAUACAGGAACUACAAACUUUUCUGGUGACCAUAGUCACUCAUUAAGAGACCAUCCAUUAUACAACUCAGAAUAUUAUGCUGGCAAUGACGUUUUAUCUCCAGAUUAUAACCAUUCGGCAAAAAAGACUUUUUGA